Molecule: messenger RNA, 1238 nt
Organism: Rhodamnia argentea
Lineage: Eukaryota; Viridiplantae; Streptophyta; Magnoliopsida; Myrtales; Myrtaceae
Product: protein transport protein SEC13 homolog B
Exons: 2
Coding region: 166-1074 (302 amino acids)
Biological process (GO): protein import into nucleus; COPII-coated vesicle budding
Cellular component (GO): nuclear pore outer ring; COPII vesicle coat
Molecular function (GO): structural molecule activity; protein binding
Source: RefSeq, a predicted model, not a curated record
GCAGAACCAGAGUGCGUAUAUUAGCCGAAAGAGCGUUUCGAGAUUGAGCUUCUCCACAACCUUCUCUCUCUCUCUCAUUUCGCUGAAGUUGCUGGUAGGCAGAUUCGUGCUGGUAACAGAAGACGAGGAAAUUAGUGGUCAAGAGGAGAAGAGAACUUACUCAUCAUGCCUUCUCAAAAGAUUGAGACAGGUCACCAGGACAUUGUCCAUGAUGUAGCUAUGGAUUACUAUGGAAAGCGUGUGGCAACAGCUUCGUCGGACACCACUAUCAAGAUAAUAGGCGUGAGCAAUAACUCUGGAUCACAGCACCUUGCUUCAUUGAGUGGUCAUAAAGGCCCUGUUUGGCAGGUUGCUUGGGCACACCCUAAAUUUGGAUCAAUCCUUGCUUCUUGCUCAUAUGAUGGACAAGUUAUCUUAUGGAAGGAGGGUAAUCAAAAUGAUUGGGCUCAAGCUCAUGUUUUCAAUGAUCACAAGUCAUCCGUGAAUUCCAUUGCUUGGGCACCUCACGAACUAGGUCUCUGCUUGGCUUGUGGUUCAUCUGAUGGGAAUAUCUCUGUCUUUACUGCCCGACCUGAUGGGGGUUGGGACACCACUAGGAUAGAGCAAGCUCACCCCGUUGGCGUCACUUCUGUUUCAUGGGCCCCAGCCAUGGCUCCUGGUGCUCUAGUUGGAUCUGGUUUGCUAGAUCCUGUUCAGAAACUGGCCUCGGGAGGGUGUGACAAUACAGUGAAGGUGUGGAAGCUUUAUAAUGGAACUUGGAAGAUGGAUUGCUUCCCUGCCCUUCAGAUGCACUCUGAUUGGGUUAGAGAUGUGGCUUGGGCACCUAAUUUGGGGCUUCCAAAGUCCACUAUUGCAAGUGCUUCUCAAGAUGGGACCGUUGUAAUAUGGACGGUGGCCAAGGAAGGAGAGCAAUGGCAGGGUAAAGUUUUGAAGGUUUUCAAGACUCCAGUUUGGAGGGUUUCCUGGUCGCUGACUGGAAAUUUGCUAGCAGUCGCUGAUGGGAAUAACAACGUAACGUUGUGGAAUGAGGCGGUGGAUGGUGAGUGGCAACAAGUUACUACAGUUGAGCCAUAGAUUUGGAGUUUGCCUGUUUUGUUAUCUACUUGCGUUUUGCUUUGCGUAGGACCUCUAUGAUAGACUCUUAUUGUCGUGGUGUUCUCUUUUUGAUUCUUAGAGUUUGUGAAUACAAUUAUUUCUACAUAAUCUUUCCUUAAGAGAUUAAUGAAGGCGUAUUAUCA